Molecule: messenger RNA, 1513 nt
Organism: Artibeus jamaicensis (Jamaican fruit-eating bat)
Lineage: Eukaryota; Metazoa; Chordata; Mammalia; Chiroptera; Phyllostomidae
Gene: CUNH9orf78
Product: chromosome unknown C9orf78 homolog
Exons: 9
Coding region: 61-930 (289 amino acids)
Biological process (GO): mRNA splicing, via spliceosome
Cellular component (GO): spliceosomal complex
Source: RefSeq, a predicted model, not a curated record
CGGAAGCAGACCAGGCCACAGCGCUGCGGGGCAGCGGCCGGACCGGGAGCGGCACCGACUAUGCCGGUCACCGGGAAGACUUUCCGCCGGCGCCGGGCCGACUCGGAGUCGGAGGAAGAUGAACAGGACUCAAAAGAGGUUCGAUUAAAACUAGAAGAAACCCGAGAGGUGCAGAAUAUGAGGAAGAGGCCCAACGGAGUGAGUGCCGUGGCCUUGCUGGUGGGAGAGAAGGUGCAAGAAGAGGCCACUCUAGCGGAUGAUCCCUUUCAGAUGAAGACAGGCGGCAUGGUGGACAUGAAGAAACUGAAGGAGAGGGGCAAAGAUAAGAUCAGCGAAGAGGAAGACCUCCACCUGGGGACGUCCUUUUCGGCGGAAACCAACAGAAGGGACGAGGAUGCUGACAUGAUGAAGUACAUUGAAACGGAGCUGAAGAAGAGGAAAGGGAUCGUGGAACACGAAGAACAGAAGGUGAAGCCCAAGAACGCAGAGGACUGCCUUUACGAACUCCCAGAAAGCAUCCGUGUCUCCUCGGCGAAGAAGACAGAGGAGAUGCUUUCCAACCAGAUGCUGAGCGGCAUCCCUGAGGUGGACCUGGGCAUCGAUGCUAAAAUUAAAAACAUCAUUUCCACGGAGGACGCCAAGGCCCGGCUGCUGGCAGAGCAGCAGAACAAGAAGAAAGACAGUGAGACGUCCUUCGUGCCCACCAACAUGGCAGUGAACUACGUGCAGCACAACCGAUUUUAUCAUGAGGAGCUCAAUGCCCCAAUACGGAGAAACAAAGAGGAGCCCAAAGCCCGCCCGUUGAGAGUGGGUGACACAGAGAAGCCAGAGCCUGACCGGUCCCCCCCGAACCGCAAGCGUCCCGCUAAUGAGAAGGCCACCGAUGACUAUCAUUAUGAGAAGUUCAAGAAGAUGAACAGGCGGUACUGAGGGAGGCCAAAGGGGGGAGGUGCAGAAUGGAUGUAAAUAGCACAGGCUGUCAUCCUCGGGGGGCUGGCCUGCUGGACAGAGACCUGGCCGUCGGCUCGCAGGCUCACAGGCAGUUCCAAGAACAGGCUGUUGGUCCCGCUGCUCACCUGCUUGGUUCUUUGAACUUUGACUUUGUAACCUUUUAAAACGAAACAAUAUGCAAGUUUUUUUUUUUUAUUUGGGGGCAAAACAUUCUUGUGAGCUUCAUUAAAUCUUGUAUGUAAAUAUGUUGCCUUUUUUGUAACAUUUGCCUCAGGAGGAAACAGCCAUGUGUUGAGCGUAAUACCCCUUAACAGCCAUGUGUUGACAUAAUACCCUUUAAAUUGUGCUCUUGUUGUCAUGUGUGUCAUUGUAUCUGCGACUUCCAAUUAUCUUGCGUGGGGUUGAGAAACGCAGCCUUCGCUGUUUCCAGUGGAUCCAGUGGACAGCAGAAACAUCUGGGAUGGGACUGAAGGGACGGGUAUUUUCUGACUUUUACAGAGUUGCCUGUUUCUUUUCAUUAAGAAGGGAAAAUCACAUGUCUCUAUCACUUCCUCACUUCGGU